CCACUCCACGCAAAAAUCAAAUCUUUGACCCCUCUCCUUCCUCUAGCACCAGUCCUUCCCUCGCCGCCGGCGCCGACAUGCUCCGCCUCCGGAGCUGCUUCCUCGCCCAACUCUUCUCGUCGCGCUCCGCCUCCCCCGUCUCCCCCAUCCACCGACUCCUCUCCGCCGUUUCCCCAGAUCCUAGUAGCUUCGCCGUGGAGGAGUACCUCGUCUCCACCUGCGGCCUCACCAGACCGCAGGCCCUCAAGGCCUACCCCAAGCUCUCCCACCUCAAGUCCCCCGCUAAUCCCGACGCCGUCCUCGCCUUCCUCGCCGGCCUCGGCCUCUCCGGCGCCGACGUCGCCGCCCUCGUCGCCAAGGACCCGCAGUUCCUCUGUGCCAGCGUGGAGAGAGUCCUGGCCCCCAACGUCGACGAGCUGACCGGCCUCGGCCUCUCGCGUUCUGACAUCGCGCGGCUCAUCCCGCUCACAUCCGGCGGCCGGCAUUUCCGCUGCAGAUCCAUCGUCUCCAAGCUGCACUUCUACCUGCCCCUCUUCGGCUCCUCCGAGAACCUCCUCCGGGCUCUGAACCGCAAUUUCUACCUCAUCGGCGCCGACAUGGAGAGGAAGGUCAAGCCCAACGUUGCGCUCCUACACGAGUGCGGGCUAGGUGCUUGUGAUAUUGUCAAGCUGUGCCGCUCUACGCCGAGGAUGCUCAGCACCAGCCUGGAGCGCACCAGGGCGAUGGUGGAGUGCGCCCAAGGCCUCGGCGUGCCCCGUGGCUCUGCAAUGUUCAAGCACGCGCUGGAUGCCGUCUCGUUCAUAAGCGAGGACAAGAUCGCCGCCAAGGUGGACUACUUGAAGAAGACGUUCAGGUGGUCGGACGCCGAGGUGGGCAUGGCCUUGUCUAGGUCUCCAAUGAUGCUGAGGCGUUCCAAGGACGCACUGCGCAGCAAAUCAGAGUUCCUUAUCUCCGAGGUUGGGUUGGAACCGGAGUACAUUGCUCAUCGGCCGGCAAUGCUCAACUAUAGCCUGGAUGGCCGGCUCAGGCCCCGGUACUAUGUUGUAAAGUUUCUCAAGGCAAAUGGAUUACUAGAUCGCGACCGGGACUACUAUGCAACUUUCACUCUUGUCGAGAAGGUAUUUGUUCGGAGGUACGUAUGCCCUUACAAGGAGGCUGCACCACAACUCGCUGAAGACUAUGAUGCUGCACGCAGUGGGGAACUGCCAGCUAAUUUCAAAUUCACAUGAGCCAAGAACCGGCAAUGGAAAUUGGUUACUUUGCAGAGUUCUCAUUAUGUCUAGUAAGCUGGUAAUUACAUUACCUUUUUUCUGCCCAAAUGGAUGUUGAUCUUCUGUUGUAGUAUCUCUGCCACCGGCACAUACUGGUUUGGUCAUUGUUAAUGACUAAUGAAACUGAUAAUUUAAUUCCUGAA
Molecule: messenger RNA, 1414 nt
Organism: Hordeum vulgare subsp. vulgare (domesticated barley)
Lineage: Eukaryota; Viridiplantae; Streptophyta; Magnoliopsida; Poales; Poaceae
Product: transcription termination factor MTERF8, chloroplastic-like
Exons: 1
Coding region: 78-1229 (383 amino acids)
Biological process (GO): chloroplast organization; regulation of DNA-templated transcription
Cellular component (GO): chloroplast
Molecular function (GO): double-stranded DNA binding
Source: RefSeq, a predicted model, not a curated record